CGUGCAUUGUGGCUCCGUGAACCGCAGCUCUUCGUCUCAUCCGAAAGCUCUCCUUUCCUGCACACUCCUGAACAAGGGCAGAGAGGGGAAAGAAAAAAAAGAAAAAUGGAUAGAGUUCUCGGACUUGCCAUUGUGUGGAGUCUCUUGUGUGACGGAUCUGUCUGGGGGAAAUAUGUCAAGGGUGUCGUGAACACUAAAGAGGACUGGGUGUUUCUGACCAGGUUUUGUUUCCUCACUGAUUUUGGCAGACUGGACUUCAAAUUUCGUUACCCCAAGUCACACUGCUGUCAGAACAUAUUGCUCUAUUUUGAUGAAAGCUCGCAGUGGCCAGCUGUAUACAAGAGGCCAGACAAGGACUGCUAUCAGAAAGAGGCAGUCCUGAGGCCUGAGAACAACCAAGUCAUUAACCUCACCACCCGCUACACCUGGUCUGGAUGUGUGGUUGAAGAAGAGGAUGGUGAAGAAGUUCUCAGCUGUGUUGGAGGGCGUAGCUUCCGUUCAGUCAGAGAGAGGUGGUGGUACAUUGUGCUCAGUAAGUGUGGGGGCGGAGGGCUACAGCUGGAGUACGAGAUGAAGCUAACGAAUGGGCAGUCUUUUUGGAAACAACAUUUUUCUGCAGAUGAGUUUGGAAUUCUGGAAACAGACAUCACCUUCUUGGUUAUAUUUGCCAGUGUAUUUUCUCUCUCCUCCUAUUUUGCAUUUAAUCUGAAAGGACGUCAGCUGCUCCAUACCACAUAUAAGAUGUUUAUGACUGCAGCUGGAGUAGAGGUUCUCAGUUUGCUCUUCUUUUGUAUAUAUUGGGGCCUGUAUGCCAAAGAUGGAGUGGGAAAUGGGUGUCUAAAGAUACUCGGAAAAAUACUCUUCUCUGUUAGUUUCCUGAUCUUCCUCCUGAUGCUGAUUCUUCUAGGGAAAGGCUUCACUGUCACAAGAGCAAGAAUAAGUCACAGUGGCUCGAUCAAGCUAUCUAUCUACAUGACCAUCUAUACAAUUACCUACAUCAUCCUCUUCAUAUAUGAAGCUGAGUUUUUUGAUCCAGGUGAAGUACUGUAUGCUUAUGACAGUCCUGCUGGGUAUGGGCUGAUGGGCCUCCAGCUGCUGGCAUAUGUUUGGUUCUGCUAUGCUGUGUUGGUGUCUCUUAAGCAUUAUCCAGAGAAACAGCCAUUCUACAUCCCGUUCUUUGCUGCAUACACUCUUUGGUUUUUUGCUGUACCUGUCAUGGCUCUUAUUGCCAACUUUGGCAUAUCUCGAUGGGCCCGGGAGAAGAUUGUCAAUGGUAUUCAGCUCGGCAUCCACCUCUAUGCCCACACUGUCUUUUUAAUCAUCACGCGUCCAUCAGCAGCUAAUAAGAAUUUCCCUUAUCAUGUGCGAACGUCUCAAAUUGGUAUACUACUGUCGAGCCCUAAAGAGAUGGGGGCAGAGAGCUUCCCUCAUCAUGCCUACGGGAACAGCACCUUCCUGGGAGACUCUCAGCCGAACUUCACUGAACUCUUCUCCAUCCAGUCAGUCUCCGUGAAAAAUAUAAACGAGGCCAUGGGAUGGAAGGGACAAGAAAUGGCUCUGAACCCCGAUCCAAAGAUCAUCACCACAUCAUCACCGGUCGACUUUUCAACACCAUUUAGUCCUGUUAGGCCACCAACCAACUCCACUCUAUCGCCUCCUCCGAGACUAUCCUCUCAUUUUACUGAAUAUUUCAGCAUGCAGGGCAGAACAGUCUCUCAAGCAUAGUGAAGUAGACGUAGGUCUUUGGGAUCAUCCAAAUCAGUUUUUCAAGAUACAAAAGUGUUAGCGUGGUUUGUCAGAAAACAGAAUAUUACGUGUGUUUUUCUGCAAAGAGGAUUUGCACCAGAGAUAUAUUAAGACAGCAGGAGAUAUGAAGUGCUAAAUAAAAAGCAAUAAAUAUUUCAGCCAGAUUAAGGUGACUCUUGAGAAGACAUUUUGGUUGUACAUAGCACAGUAUAUUACAAAUGUAAGAUAUUCAGUA
This is a messenger RNA of Neoarius graeffei (lesser salmon catfish), 1981 nucleotides long. RefSeq names its product transmembrane protein 145 (gene tmem145). The record is from RefSeq and is a predicted model, not a curated record. The coding region runs from base 106 to 1725 and encodes 539 amino acids. NCBI's taxonomy places the organism in Eukaryota, Metazoa, Chordata, Actinopteri, Siluriformes, Ariidae. Gene Ontology annotation, biological process: G protein-coupled receptor signaling pathway; response to pheromone. The transcript is spliced from 15 exons.